AUGCACAAUGCAAGACUGCAAAAUACUGAUAGAAGGCCAAGAAAGAAGGCUGUAAACCCUUCGGUUCAGCGUGCGGUUAAACUCUUUAUUGACAAUCAUCUUGAGCCUUCAUUCAUGCUGGACAACCAUAUUGAUCUGGACGGUUUACUGUCUUCUGUCAGUAAAAGAUUUACUAUAUACGAACCCCUUCUUCUUCUCCCUCCAAACUUUUUCAACAAGAGCCCUCAAUGGGAAUCGUUCAUUUCCCUUUUAACCGAUGCCCAACUGCAAGAGUUAUACGCCUGCAUAGUGGAGGUUUUUUCGCCAAUGGGCAUAACUCAUGUAGCAGUCAAUGCUCCUAUUUCACUUACUACUCGUAUUGGAAAAGAGAAUAAAGUACGAGGCCCGACUGAUCUCAUCCCUUUAUACGGAGAUUUUGGCCCAAUGAUACCCUCAACAGAUCAAAAUAUAGACCCAUCAGAGACAGAUCUUCAGCAGGCAUUUUGGGUGAAGACUGUGCAAAACUCCAAGAUAACCCAAGUUUGGGCUCCAUUGUACACAAUGUUUAGCCGUGGGAAUAUCGUGGAGAAGGCUAGAAUUCUCGGACUAGAAUCAAGUUUUGAUGGCUUGAACGAACAGCAACUGUGUCAACCUGUUCAAAAAAUUUCCGUGAUAGAUCUGUACGCUGGAAUAGGCUAUUUUGUAUUUUCUUAUUUGAAAAUGGGUGUUGCCAGGGUUUGGGCUUGGGAGCUUAACGGCUGGUCCAUUGAAGGCCUGCGGAGAGGAUGUGAAGCAAAUAAAUGGGGGAUAAAGAUACUGAAGAUGAACAAUGAAGGGAUGGUUGAUGGGAUUGAUGACUUGAUUGAGAUGGUGGAAGAUGACAACCUGCGAGUUGUUGCCUUCCACGGUGAUAACACCUUCGCUGCUGGUGUUAUGCAAGGCAUCAAGGCCAAGAUGGAGGCAAGGGGCGCUUGGAAGCCAAUACGACAUGCUAACCUGGGCCUCUUACCAAGUUCCAAAGAUACUUGGGGUACUGCCAUAUCUUUGAUAGAUCCAGAGAUGGGUGGUUGGGUUCAUGUUCAUGAAAACGUCAAUGUUCACGAAAUACAUGAGAAGCGGGCUGCAAUUGUUGCAGAGUUUCAAAGAAUACAGUCCAAGAAAAAUCUUAUAGAUGGUCAUGCCUCGAGCGAGGUAGAGUGUGUGCAUGUUGAGGAGGUCAAGAGUUAUGCUCCAGGUGUGAUGCACUGCGUUUUCGACCUGAAUAUCCAACCUUCACAGAUUUUUGACCGUGAGAACACAGGGUGA
Molecule: messenger RNA, 1284 nt
Organism: Trichophyton benhamiae CBS 112371
Lineage: Eukaryota; Fungi; Ascomycota; Eurotiomycetes; Onygenales; Arthrodermataceae
Exons: 1
Coding region: 1-1284 (427 amino acids)
Biological process (GO): wybutosine biosynthetic process; tRNA methylation
Cellular component (GO): cytoplasm
Molecular function (GO): S-adenosylmethionine-dependent methyltransferase activity; tRNA methyltransferase activity
Source: RefSeq, a predicted model, not a curated record